This is a messenger RNA of Eremothecium sinecaudum, 1077 nucleotides long. RefSeq names its product mitochondrial 54S ribosomal protein bL27m (gene MRP7). The transcript has a single exon. The record is from RefSeq and is a predicted model, not a curated record. Gene Ontology annotation, biological process: translation. Lineage: Eukaryota; Fungi; Ascomycota; Saccharomycetes; Saccharomycetales; Saccharomycetaceae. Gene Ontology annotation, cellular component: mitochondrial large ribosomal subunit; ribosome. Gene Ontology annotation, molecular function: structural constituent of ribosome. The coding region runs from base 1 to 1077 and encodes 358 amino acids.
AUGUCGUUAUGGAACCAGGUGACGAAAUGGCAGCUACAUUUAAGCCCAUUUAUUCAGGUGCGUACUGCAACAAAGCGAGCUGCGGGAUCUAGAACCUCUAUGAAAGAUUCGGCCGGUAGAAGGUUAGGUCCAAAGAAAUCUGAAGGAGAAGCUGUUUCUACAGGUCAAAUUAUCAUGAGACAGCGUGGUACAAAGUUUUAUCCAGGGGAAAAUGUUGGGAUAGGUAAAGAUCAUACUAUUUUUGCUUUGGAACCAGGGUUUGUGAGAUACUAUAUGGAUCCAUUCCAUCCAAAAAGAAAGUUUAUCGGGGUGGCUCUAGCGCCAAAUGUGAGGCUACCAACUCCACAUUUUGACCAGCGUAUGCGUCGGUUUGGCAGGUAUAUGCUUACCGACCCUGUGGAAGCAGCUAAGGAAGAAGCUGCUUUGCCAAGGAAGACAUUUUUAAUGAAAGACAAGGUUUUAGAGGCGCAACAAGCCCGUGAGCAACGUCGUCAGGAGCUAAUGAAUGAAUUUGAGCGUAUAUUGAAUUCAGAACUGCAAAUUGUACUGGAGGGCGAAGCACUAGAUUUUGCCAAAAAAUAUCUCUUGAGAGUUAGGUCAGCAUUAAAAAAUGGGUUUGAGGUUUCGGAUGCACAAUUCAAUAGUCUGUAUUUCCUAGAGCAGGAAUUGAAGCUAUUAGGAUGUGCAGAUGAGAAGCUUCAGCUUCUGAAGACGACUGUUGAACACCUGAAUAAGUCUACAUCAUUUGACAACAAACUGGUCUUGACAAGGUUUAUCAGUGAGGAAGAAAAGCUCGCAUGGAAGAAAAAGGCUAUUGAGCAGCUUGGCGCUUUAGAUAGAUCCUCUAAGUCGUUCAAGAAUGAUGCUCUAAAUAUUCUAGCCGAUGCCUCGAAGUACUUGUCACUUUCCCAAGAAGUGCUCAUGCGUAGACAAUACCUAAAGCAGGUACUACCGGAAACUAUGGCUUUGGCUCCUAAGGAGGGUAAGAAUACACACACUCUAAGGCGGUACAACUACGAGAAACGGAGUGUGGAUGUGGUGAUAAGAUCUAAAGACGCAUAUUUCUCCAAGCUUUAG